Messenger RNA from Paramecium primaurelia, 1398 nucleotides. NCBI's taxonomy places the organism in Eukaryota, Ciliophora, Oligohymenophorea, Peniculida, Parameciidae. The record is from the annotation of a GenBank genome assembly.
AUGGUUUCAGCAUAUUCAGUUGGAAAUGGUAAAAGAUCCAAUGAAGCUCAAUAAGGACCUGAUACUCCAGGACCUGGAUAAUACUCUGGAGACAAAAAACAAAAAUACACUCCCCCCAGUUACAAGUCUCAAUUCUUCAUUUAUAUUAGGAUUCCACAAGCACAAAGAUAAACUUUUUAAUCAAGUUUCACUCCAGGACCAGGAGCAUAUGCUUCUUCUGAUGUAUGACUUCUAUAUAACUUAGAACCUACUCAAAGGACCAAAGUUUUCUUUUGCUGGCAAAAAACAAUAAUCUGUUACAUCCUUUUAACCUGGACCAGGAGCCUAUAAUGUAAAACCGACCAAACAAGCACCUUUAUAUAGUUUUGGUGGUAAAUAUGGAACACAUCCUGAUGAUUAAUAACCUGGACCAGGAGAAUAUUAAUUAAGUAAAUAAUUAGAUGCUCCAACCAUGAAGUAAUUCUAUCUAUUAUAUAAUAGGUUUCCUCGAUCAAAGAGAGAUGAUCCACAUUCUGAAAAAGUUCCUGGACCAGGAGGUAUCAUUACUUUUUUUAUUAUAUACAAGCCUACAAAUAGGAUAGACCUGAAUCAGCCCCUAAAUAUCGUUUUGGUAAUUCAUAAAGAAGAGGAUUAUAUGACAAUGAACUUGGAAAAGUUCCAGGACGUAUAUCAAUUCAUUAAAUAAUUAGCUGGACAAUACAAUUAUUAAUCAUAAUUUGAAUCUGUGUAAACUAAGGGCUUUACUUUGGUCUCUAGGAAGGAACAAAUUACACAAUAACUUGUUGUUCCUGGACCUGGAGCUUAUGAUCCAUAACAAAUUAAAAGACCUCCUUCCUGUAAAAUUGGCAAGUCAAUGAGAGGAUUAUAAUUUGCUAAUCCAAAUCCAGGACCAGGAGAAUAUGAACCACAACUUGAUACUAUUCGUCCUUAAUCAGCUAUGGUCAGAGUAGGAUCAGCUACUAGAAGACCGCUGAACGACGUGAAAGGAGUACCAGGACCUGGUACUUAUGAUUUACCUUCCAAAAUGGUUGAAGGUCCAUAAGUUAAAAUUUUAGGUCAUAAAUAUGAUCCUGUCUAAGCUUAAAAGGAUUAGAUACCAGGACCAGGUUAAUAUGAACGUCCAAUUAUGUAAAGACCAUAAUCAGCAAAGUAUAAUUUUUCAGAAAUAUAAUUAUAAGAAUAGGAACAUCUAGAAGAUAGGAACUUAAUUCUACUUUAGAAGUUCCAGGACCUGGACAAUACAAACCUAAAGAUAAAUUAGGAGGGCCUUGUUGGGGUUUUGGUACUAGUAAACGACCACCAUUGAAUCCUAAGAAUGAGACUCCUGGACCAGGUGGUUAUGAUUAAGGAAAUGAAUUUGGAUCUUUACCAAAAUAUGCUAUGAAGAAGAUACCAUGA